CACAAUCUGUUUUCAAUUUGUCUCGUGUGUCAAUCUUUCACGUAAUAUUUGUGCUACUUUCUAACACAUUCAUCUUGUGUUAAAUGUUAAAUAAACAGAAAAAUUCCGACUGUUGGGAUAGGUAGAAUGUAUUAAUUUUAACACAAAAUUACUCACUGUGUAAAUUCAAUUGGGAGAAAUAACUUUAUCGCUAUGAAUGAACAUAGCUUGUAGAAUUGUAGAUCAUGGAAUUCCUCCACUUUAUUCUCGAGGUAAACUAGUCGAGUACCUGAAUAUCAAUUCCACGACAACGACGCGAACAUUUGCAUUCGCGCGAGAAGAAAAACAACGCGGAAACGCAUUCCGUUGCGCUGAACGAUAAUUCCGCUCGCGAUCGCCCGUGCCGCGGUCAGUCGACGUGAUAAUUAAACUUACGAAUCGAAUUCCGCCGUGUCGGCGACCUUCCUCCUAUGUUUGAUCACAGAGAAUAUUUUAUAGUUGACGUCAAGGUGGAGGGAAACGGACGUACAUCUCGUCCUCCUGGAUAAAUUUAGCCCUUUAACGCGCGCGAUUUUAGGGGCGUCACUCCCUCUGACCUUUCUCAAUGAACGUGACGUGUGUGUGCCGCGAAAUUUCUCUAGGACGGAAGAAGCAGAGAAUUGGGACAAACGUGUCGAGAGGGACUUCCGAGAGAAAGCUCGGGGGUUUCAGAAAGGACAGUCGGCGGCAUUUCCAGGCAAUUGCCUCAAUUAACCUGGAUUAAAGGGAUACUCUACUUUGUUGUAGAAAUAUUCUUUGUUGAAAAAAGGAUUGUUUUUAAGACUUUUUCUCGAGUAAAAUAUAGAAUCAAUUUUUAAAUGCAGCUUUUGUAUUCGUUGAUUUUUGUAGAUUAUGAUUUUGUAGACUUUUUAUUGUCACAGACUAUCUAGUGGAUGAUGUGUAGAUGAUGUUAGUUUUGGGGAAUAUAGACCGCCUCUGCGGAAGUGAUUAGGGGCUGCUGACGUCGUUCGUUUUACUGCUUGAAUUCAACUUACACAUAUGAGUUAUAAUACAUAUAUAUAUACGAUUUACGAAGCAUCAACAGAUCCCUAUAUUGAAAUCUCACGUUCACAUAUACACAAUGAAUAUUAUAAUCUCUUCUAAAUUCUAUUCUAACGAUUCAACAUUAUUAUUCAUUUAUGUAUUUUACACGUGGCUCUGCCUUUAAAUAAAGGCACACGCAACUUUAUAGCGAAGUAAACGUUUUGAUGAACUGACAGCUUCAGUCACCAUAUUGAAGUAAAGGUCGAUAAAAAAUCUAUAAUUUUGUAUUUUUUCUGCUUUUGACGAAAAAUAGACCAGAGCCGUAUAUAUUAGCAUGCAUAUUUUUUAAUUGUGUAAAGAAAUUAUAAUUAUGUAUUCUGUACCCAAAAAAGUAACUUUAACAAAAUAGAAUUUAUGUCGAUCGAACAGAUAACGUCAGCAUCGCCCUAAGAGGCACCUAAAACCUAAAGAUUGACCUAAAACAUAAACAACGUUUUAUUAUUUUAUAUGAGAUCAUGCACCAACUGAAAUUAAUAUUAAAAACUGAAAAUUAUAAUAUGGAAUAAUAAAAUGUCGGCCUUUCAAAGAAAUUUUUAUCUUACGUACAUUAAAUCUUUGAAAGCCAUUUUAUCAAUCCUGUACGAACUCAUAUAAUAUAAAUUAAGAAAAUUGUUUAUACGUUUCAAUUAAUCAGUUUAAGUUCUCAAUUACUUUCGCAAAGGGGCUACUCCCAAGUAAUAGCACAGAAAGUGAAAAUGACGCCUGGUUUCUUUCCUUUUUUUUAUCCCCUAUGUCUUGUUUAUUGAAAGCAAUCACCAAUAGAUUAAUUAUCAGAUGGCUCUUUCAAUUUAUUAAAAAUGCAAUCACGCAUUUGUCUGUUACAAACCAAACUUUAUCCCUAUCGUAGCAAAAAAAUUAGUGGGCCAUAAAAGUUUCAUCACUUUAAAUGUUCUUCUUUUGUCUUUCGUCCAAGUAGCCGAGGUAAUUUAUGGUUUUUCAUUUUCCGCUAAGAACAAAUCUUCAAUUCCAAAUUUUUGCUUAUAACGAGGAAAUAUUGUACCGCCAAAUAGACGCCCUUGCUAAGACGGCGCUCGAAGCGGACCACCCUCUCCAUCCCCAUCCCCCUUACUACUCUACUGUCUCCUGGUCUUUUUUUGGAUCCAACAAAGUAGAAUAACCCCUUUAAUCGCGAUUCACGCGAUCCCUCACGACCUCCGGUUUUUAAUAAAAUAAAACGCAACGUCUCGAGCGUGACGAUAACACGAUAAGGUUUUUCAAAAAGUCGUUCAAGUGUAAAUGUCAAAAUAGGUCAGCGGUCAAAUGCGCGAUCGAGCGAGAUUUCCCGGUGCGCCGUCGGGGCGGCGUAAUGAAGACGAAGAGGAGAAAAUGUCAGUGGCGUAACGAAGAGUUUCGCAAUCGCACGUUCUCGCCGAGUAUAAGAGACAGCCGCGCAAUAGGAUCCAUUCGGUCGCGUGAGGUCCGAGAGGGACGCGUAUAGUCGCCGCUCGAAAUUAAUUCGAUCGGCGUCGAUUGACUCGCGUUAUUCGUUGCGGCACGUCACGAUAUGGGUCGGACGGACGGACAUUGUUACAUUGACACACAAGGCCGAGGUGGAAGUUAGAUGAGGAAAUGAACGGGGCAGAGAAAAGAGACGAGCCGCGUUACGCGAAUGAACGAAUAAUCUGCUUUCGCGGCGCGGCUAAACGGCGGCUUCAGCGGAAUAUCCGAUACAUCCGAGAUUGAUUUUUCAAUCGAAAAACGAUACUCGCACGCGCGUGGAAGCAACGUAAUUAAAGCUCGCACCCACGCGCAUUUACGCGCGUGAAAUUAUGUGUAAUGUAAUUAAGUGUAUAAUUAAAGCAGCGCAUUUUUUGCGUCAGAAAACCGCGAGGGUCAGAUUUGUGAAAAGAUGACACGAUCUACGUUUCUCUCUUAAUGUAGAUACCUUAACAAACGGAUGAUGUCAAAGUACGUAUUUUUACAAGUCACGAUAACGUUUUUAUGAGUAAUAAAUUAUGACCACUGACGUAACUGUAACGUCAACGUAUGUCUUUUUUACGUGAUUUUAAUAUCUUAAUUACUGCCGAUCGUUACAUCUGUUGUCUGAAGUAUGUCAAUGUUUGACAUAAUUUGCAUAACAUAAAUUAUAUCAUUACAUAGCCUAUUAUAUAUAAUUAUUAGGAAUGGGAAGUAAUGAGUUACAAGUAAGGCCUCAUUACCGUUACUAGUUACCGUAACUUUUCUGUAAUAACAAUUUGAUAAUAACGUAAUAAUUUUCCAUAAUAAUAGUAAGAAUAAGACCAGGGUUGAAAUAGUCACCUUUGAAAAUCAACUCGUUACUCAGUGAAAAAUACUAACUUGUAACUUUAUUCGUUACGUAACACGUUACUUUUAUUCAUUACGUAACGAGUCAGUUAACGAAUUACUUUUUUUAAUGAGUAAAACGUAAUGACAAGGUUACUUAUCAAAAGUGACUUUAUAUAUUACAACCUUCGCGUUACUAUUACCAUUAUGAAAAAUGGUAACAAAUCGUUACCAACAAAUCGUUAUUAUAAAAAAGUAAAGGUAACGGCGGCUCAUUACUUAUUACUAGUUGUAACGCAUUACUUCUCAUCUUUGGUAAUUAUACAUAUAUAAAAGACCGUAGAGGACUCUACGUAUUUUCUCAAUACAUACAUUUAACAUUAUAUUUAAACGCGAGUAAGAAAAGAGCUAUUCCGUAUAUGUGAAAAUCAGUGAGAACUUUAUGUUCACAUUUAUGAAAAGAAUAAAAUUUUUAUUUUUUUGAUAACUCUGUGGAAUUGAUCUAUCACGGAUAUGUAUUCGUUAACAUCGAACGCUUUCCAUUUAAUGACAGAAGUCGACACAAAGUAUCAUCCUUCAUCUCUUUUUUUGAUAUUCAAUGAGUAACAAAGAUAGAACGACGUUAAUUUAUGUUAAUAAUGGAAAGCAUCCAUCAGUGGUCAUGGAUUUAUCGCAAAGUGUCAGUUUCCGAUCACAGAAGUCGAGCAACGUUUACGGUCCUAACUUGGACGGAUGACCGCUUGGGAAUGCUGUAAAUUCUUUCUCUCGAAUACUUUUCUAUUCAUAAUUUUGUGUCGUGUGUAUUCUGGAAUGUGAUACUCAUCAAUAAAAUGUAUUCUCUCGUAACCUAUAUAUUUGGUCGAAAAUAACGACCGAAAUAUGUCGCGUAUCGAUGACUAAAUUCGUCUGAAAAUUUCAAUGUUAUUUUUACGUUCCCUUGAACGUAACAUUUCAGUCAUUAAUGACAUUAGUAAUGAUGAGAAAUUCGCAACAAACCGACGUGAUUGUUCGCUGGGUGCCGCCUCUUUCCAUAAAGAUCAAAAUUGGAAUUAAUAUCCGCGCAAGAUUUGCCAACGUGCCAUGUUGAUUUCAAAUAUACCGUUUCGUCGUAUUAAUCUCGUGCGAUUUUAAUCCAUCCAGGAUUAGCGUGUCGCAAAAUAAUUUUAUACGAUCGUGCAGUGUGUACCAGUGCGUCAUCGGCUCGAUCUUUCCAAUUCACCUCCGUUCUCACUUUUCCGAGAAACCGAUACACGAUGGAAACGAUUUCAGUGCCGGAGUAUAUACGUGCCAGCACGGAGGACAUCGAUUACCAUUCGCCGCAGGCGUAAAGAAGAGCGUUACAGUUGGCGAGCGUCCGACGCGAUUCUCCGAGCCGUAUUCCCUUUUUUUACACUAACAAUAAGAAGAUUACGCGACACGUGCCAGAAACGGACGAAGAAGCGCGAGAGAGAGAGAGAGAGAAAGAGAGAGAGUGAAAUGACUCGGGUUAGAAACGUUAAUUUCGGAAAGCCAACGGAGAUCUCGCACGCUCGAUCGCUACGCCGCACGCGUAUGCGUACGCGCACGCACGUACGACACACGCGUGAGCAAUUCAAUUAGGGGAAGGCGGCGUGCACGCCUGGACUCGCUCGCGUGCGCUCGAACUCGCGAUCGCGCAGCGAGAUAAUUCACGUUGUACUCCUGCCCGUGGGAUGAAUGAACGUGACCCACGCAUUUCUUCUUCUCGCCCGGGCCGCGACGCAGAGAGAAGAAGGAAGAAAAGGGGGCAAGAGAGAGAGAGAGAGAGAGAAGGAGAGCGAAGGACCGAAGAGAUAAGCGCGGGGCGUGUGCACUCGUGCGAAUCGAGCGCUUCGAAGAGUGAUAAGGUCCGUCUAUUGUGAUACCAAGCACCGAAGAGAUUCCGAAAAUUCGCGCUGACGGUUUCCGACUCCCUUCUUCCCGCGCGACGAGAAAAUCGAAUCUAAUACGACUGCCAGGUCCGUGGUCCACGUUGCAGCGCGCGCUGCGCACGCGAGCCAUCGUGCGACACGCGUCGAGGAGGCAAACAAGGAAGACAACGACGCGUUUUGCGCGCAAGUUUUCCGGUCGUUCGAAGAUGACCCGGAGAGAUCGCUGCGCAGUGAUAAUCCUCGCACCUUUUCUACCGUAGCGAUACGAGUGGCGGUACAAUAGGUUUCCGAUUUCUCAUACUCGCGGUUUUAUUUACGCGCGCAAGGAUUGAACUAUACACCGUCAUAUAUUGGUCUCCGGUUUUCCAGCGCGGGGUUUUCCAGCGCGGAAGCGUCUUGCGAUUUCACGAGUAAAAAAGAAGAGAAAAAAAAAAUAGUAAAUUCGCCGCCGCGCGCCGAGAAGGAGAAGAGGAAGAGGCGAAAAGAGAUGUGCCGAGGGCAGUUGCUGAACGUGACACACGCCAGCAGCUUCUCCCCUCCCACCGCGAUGCGGAUAGAUGCGACGUGGGAGGAUCGUUAUCGGGCGGGCAAUAUUAAGGUCGGGAGCAAUUGAACUCUCGGCGCGGCGUCGGUGGAUUUCGUCGUUGAUCCAGAAGAACGGACGACGUCGCCUUCCGCGGAUCAUGGAGAGGAAGAGCGGUGGUGGAGAGGCGCGGCCGAAGAUCGAGAUCGUGCGAGUCUCGUCCAUCGAGCGCAGCAACUUCCGGCCGCUGGACGGGGUGCAGCUGCGCGCGACCUACAGCCACGUGCGAGUGGGCACUUACUGCCCGGAACCGGAAGCGGCCGGCGGUGGUGGCGGCGGCGGCGGCGACGGCGGGCCAGCCGAGAACAAGCCGCCGAUCGAGCAGACGCGACGCUUCAAGAAAAAUUUGGGACCAGUAUCAAGACUGCUGAGACGUCGUCAUCACGCGACAUGCCUUGCCACCAAAUCCUGUGAUAACAUUUAUAGCGUGAAUAGGAAUAGUAAUUCUCUCGACUGGAGAGUCAACCAGAACGCCAACGAACAAGAUCUGCAGGCUAGGCAGAGCAGCAGCCUAGACUGGAGAGUAGGAAGGUCCGUCACUUUUGGCUCCAAUCAGCUCCAUUGGGGAAACGCGACGCAAAGCGUCGAGCAGCUUUCCAGGAGCGCGCCUCUCACUUCCGAUCAUCUUCAGACACCGAGUACGAGAUCGAAGCUCGUGUCGCUGUUGAGACGACUCUCUCCGCGCCUAUCCCGACCCGGAAGCAAAGGCUCUCUUCAGUCGUCGCCGACAAUUUGUCCCUGGGUCCAAGUCGAGUAUUCGACGGAAUCGAUCGAGACUGGUAGGCGAGAAGAGUCGCAGGAGACCGAUGCUAGCUUCCAGCAGGAAUUGCAGUUGAACGAGCUGCGGAAACGGAUGGCCGGGAUUGCCUCCACAUCCCAGGUUACGACGAAGACCGUUACAAAGGAUGGCAUAGGACAACCAAGUCUGCCACGACCCAGGAUUCAAGUGCAGGAACCCGAAACCGAAUGUAAUCACCGGAACGUUCGUACACCAUCAUCUUGCGAUCGAUAUAUCGGCUCACGGCGAUCGCACGCCGUCGUCGACCACGCGCCUCGGGCGCAAUCCGCAGUGACGCGUUCGCGGCUAAGGAUGCCCUUAAAAAUCGAGAGUGGCACUUACACGGUGAACCCCGUAGCGAAAAAGAAUGUCUCCAAGUUCCUCCUCUGGAAACAUUGGCGGCGAAGUGUGUACGAGGAUCGCGUGGACGAGGAGCGGCGAGCGAGCAGGCAGCCUCGGCGUGGCGGUGGCGAGGUGGCGGGUCUGGAGGACGUCGACGAUUCCAGUGCCGCGACGGUGACGUCGUCGGUACCCGGAGCCGGUGGCAUCCGCUCGCAUCGACGCACUAGGCCGCUCUCUCUGGCAGUGCAGCCUCUCAACUAUCAUCGCCUCGACCCGGACCCUCGACCGCCAGCGCAGAUCGCCACCAGGCACCACCCCAAUAUGACCAGCCAGGAAAGCAUCGGCAGCUGCAGCCUGGACGUCGACCGCUCUGCGUCCGACCGAUCAGAGAACACCGUGGACUCCGUGUCUGAGAAGACUCUGCACAGUCUGAACCUGUCGAACGGCGAACCGGUGUCGUCACCCGAAAACUUGGCGAACGGCAGCAGCGAGACGUUGCAGAAGUCGCACCUAAUCCCCGAUGACAAGAAGCUGAAUGCUAGUAAUGCUCAUCACGGCAGUCCGGAGCCGGAGCUGACGGCGGCGAAGAAGCCCAGUUACUUGGGAUUGGCGUGUAGUAUAAGCGGCUACUCGGGAAUCACCAGAUACGACAGUAAACUGAGAGAAGGAUUCCGCUCGAGAGACAGCAGUCCCGGCACGAGGCUGAUCACGAGGGACACGAGUCCUGCAGGUUUCAGAUCCAACGAGAAUCUCAACGUUCCGACGUCCCAACAUCCACCUAAGAGUCAGUCGAUAUCACCAUUAGCAAUGGAGAGACAAAACGGAUUCACGAAUGGCGUGAAGGAGGAGUGCAAAGUUGAGACGUAUAUGGAGAGCAGGAGUUCAAUGAGCAUGACAUGUCAGGGUUACUCGGAAGUCGACAAGGGAGUGUCGUUGCAAACGACAUUUUCUGAACUUAGUCCUAUCAGGAUGGGCACUUCCAUCAGCAAACGGAGCCCUGGACUGUCACCAAUAAUGUCCUGCGGACAACAAAACAAGUCUAUGGGCACAGGUUUCUCCUCUCCGAAUAAAGGCGUCAUUAAUGUUUCGGGUACAUCGUUUAGCGAUACUAGUAUUCUAAACGGCUCGUCAGUAGAGAGUCAAGUGUUAAACACCUCGUCGAACAGCGAGAAAUCCUUCAUUCAACAGCGAGUAGAGCGGUUGUAUGGUCCAGGUGCUCUAGCACAGGGUUUCUUUUUCAAACGCAGCGUUAUCAAACUAAACACCAGCGACAGUAGUUUCAAUAAAUCCAGUAAUAACAAUGACAUUUCGACGGACAACGCGAACACGGAAGAAUCGUUGAAAAAUCUACCUGUUCUACGACAUCUACGCCCGGAAUUUCGGGCACAACUCCCUGUAGUCAGUAGUAGAAAACCCACAGACGGUACGGAACAAGUUAUAAAGCCAUUACAAAGGGUAACACCAGUGACACGAAAAACUGAGCAGAAAAGCUUAACUACAAAUUCACAAAACAGCAUAAUGAGAAGAAUUCCGAUUACCAUAGAGAGUGAUGUACCACAGCACGAUACAAGUAAAAGCAUACCCGAUCAGCAACCAGCCGCGCCAAAAGUAGUAUUACCUGUGUUAGAACCUAGUGCUAGCUCAAUGAAUAUAGCGAAACAGGUACAAGAGGCAGAAAAAAUAAUCGAAGAGAAAGACGGUCAUUAUUUUAUGAAGGUAUUAAAACAAGAGACAGAUAGACUGCUGUCGUUGGCCACAUCUGCAGAGGCCGAAUUAGCCAGCGAUACUGUUACACUGCCAGAAGAGGCGGCUGGUAAGCUGCGAUCUGCCGCGGGAAAAGCUAGAUUAUUAGCCUCGCAAAAGAUGCAGCAAUUUGAAGGAUUAUGUCAAAAGAAUAUUAAUCAGGUGCCGGGUGAAGAGUUUCCAACGACGAACGAAGACUUGGCUGGCUUUUGGGAUAUGGUAAUGCUACAAGUUGUUCAAGUAAACGAACUCUUUGAUCAGAUAGAGAAUCUGAGGAAGUCGCAAUGGCAAGAGGUCAUGUCGGAUAAGAAAGCCGCGUCGGCCUCGCAACAGAACGGUAAACGCCGAGUCAUACCAGUCCACAAAGCGAAACCAACCGCGAACAGCGAGGCAAACAAAAAGGCGCGCGAGGCAAGGGAGCAGGCGCGACGACAAAUGAUCGAGGAACGAAGACGAGCGAUGCGCUCCAACGCGCAGAAUGCCGACAAUUCCGUCGAGAUCUUUGCUCCUGAAACAUAACGACAAAUUGCACGUUGAGUUUGACUUCGACUGAGCCACAUUGCGACUCUUAUGGAAUAUUAGCGUAUAUAGACCGUCAGUUCGAACGCGAAAGGAAAGAAAACGAAAGAACGAGCUCGUACACAAGACGGUGAUGCAAUCAGCUUCGGCAAAAAAAAUCAAAUUCGCUUGUUGUAAUUAUUCAUUCACGAUAUUAUUCUUCGUACGCAAGCUACACGCGACGAGGAACAGGAAAGUAUUAAGCAGAUAGAUCAUGUAAUAUGUGUUGAAGUUGCUAAAAAUUUAAUACUACUACAAGUAAGAAAGAGGAUAUACAUACGAGUUGACGAAGAGCAGGUGUUUACGUUCUGCAGAGGUUUCUCAUAUAUUUUUUUUGAUCAAGCUUCGACAUGUCACACAUUAUACUGAGCAUUCUAGCGCAAUAAUGAGACACAAUGAUGUGUCACCUCUUGUCCAUAGAGAUAUUUUAUAAACGAAAGGUGAAACAUUUACUGUAGCACCUUAUCAAAUUGUUUUUCUACGUGUCUCUGGACGGACAUUAUUAACUUAUAUUUAUAAAAGUGGUAAUAAGUUGUGUAGAACAAAAGUUAAAAACUAACGACUGAAGAAGGAACGCAGUUCUGCAAGAAUUCUUAAUCAGUCGCGUUUACAGUCAAGAGAAGUUGCGUCUAGGUUAAGGAUAAAGAAAAUGACUACGUUUAGCAGAAAACGUUGUUUUACAACAAUUGUAAAAUUUUUUAAUAUAAAUAACUGCGUCCAUCAAAAAAGCAGAUAUAAUUAUUGUAAAAUUCUUUAAUAUGAUUGAUUCUUGCUCUUAGUUCCUAUCGAAUUUAAAUGUAUAAACCAAUCAUAUUAAAGAAUCUUACAACAGUUACUGUUUCUUCUGCUGAAUACAGCUAUUGGUUCAACAGAUACAAUAGUGUUUUUGGGUCAAGUAUUAUCUGUUUUUUUUUUUCAUCCUUUUAUAAAGGAACCGCUAUCAUUUAGAGCGUAUCAUUUAUAAGAAGAAGAAUACUUGUAAAAAUAAAUAAUUAUCUUUUUUAAAUAAUGUUAUCAAUAAAUGCAUAUAAGGUACGUGUCACAAAAUUGUCACUGACAAUGUUCAAAUUCUAAAAAUUUGAUGCUUUCUUAGUACUAGAAUACUUCAUUAUUAGAAAUUUCAAUGUUUUUUUGAAUAUAUAUACAUAUAUAUUAUAUUAUUAGAUAAUUGUAUAACAAUAAUUGGAUUCUUUAAGAAUUUAAGUAAAAUUAAAUAUACUUAUGUAAUAACAUAAUUUAUAUAUUAUUACAUAAUUUUUCAUUUUCUUUAAUUUAUAAAAAGGGUGUUUAUUGUUAUAAUAUUUUGUUAAAGGUAAAGUUUUAAUCUUCCAAUUAACAAAAAAAUAGCAUUUAAAAUCAGUUUUCCAAAAUUUAGGAUAUUGUCAGUUGAGCUAUUUACUCUCCCCAUUAGAAAAGAACAUAAAUUUUUCAGAAUAAUUACAAAUUAAAAUAUUUUUUAGAAUAUAUAUGUAGAUCUAACAAGAACUAAAGGCUGAAACCAAUCGUAUUAAAGAAUCUUACAACAGUUGCAAAGUUAUUUUCUCUGUUGAAUACAGCCAUUGAUGAGAAUUUGUAAUAUAUAUAAUGAUUUGAUAUAUAAUGAUUUUUCUGAUGCAAAUGCAUUGUUUAUUAAUUUAUUUAGGAUAGAUUCUGUCUUGAUUCGAAUUUCCUUAACCUGGACAGGCAAUUUAUUACGUAGUUUAUGUAUGUAAAUAGAAUUAAUAAAUUUUCACAUUUGCACAAGGCCGAUUCUACGCCGAAUGUUCGCCUAAUAGCUUUUUCUAUCAGACGUCAAUAAAAGUUUCCUCGUUGAGAGAUAUUGUCAACAGCAAGUAGCAGUAAAAAAAAUUCCUAUUAUUAUUAUCGUAUAUAUAUUGUACGUCUCAUGGCGAUAAAUAUUAUUUUUGUUAUCGUUCUAGUUAUGAUCAUGUGCAGUUACACUCUUGCAAAAUGUCUCCCGCGCGAAACGUGGAUAAUUGUAAAUAAUAAAUUAAUCUCCUUCUUUUCGAAAAUGCUUUCGACUGCGCAUAUUUUUAAGUUUCGCGCGCGAGAUUUUGCGCGCCAGAAACACUCGAUGGCUAAUAUACUUUUUGACUACUUGUAGGGAUGAUUGUGUUUAAUUGUCGAAUAUUGCACAAACACAACAAAGAAGUUUAAUUUCAAGAAAUUAAAAUGUUACAUUUCUAUAAACCAUUUUUUGAAUACUUAAGAAUAUUUUAGUUUUGAACAGUGUCAAGAUUUAAAAACAUUAAAACAUUUAAAGCUGAAAUAUCUUUAACAGUUUUAAAUGUUUAGUAUUUUAAAUCUAAACACCGUAAAAUUGAAACAUUUUUAAGUAUUCAAAAAAAUGGAGAUCUAUAAAAAUAAAACAUUUUAAUAUCUUAACCCUUUCUCUACAAAUUUGGGUAACUCGUAUCCGAUCAACUUCUGUUCAUAAAAAUUUCUCCAAAUCAAAAUGUCCCUCACUCCUUAGUCUCUUGUAAAAAAACAAUUUGUGAUAGAGGAAACCUUUGUGCACGGGUACAACUGGGGCCAUCGAUUUUUCUAUCGAAAUUUCUAUGCCAAUUACUAAUGCCCCAGAUAAUGUUGUCUUUUUGUAAAAAGUGAAAAUUUUGUAAAAAUUAUUUUCAUUCUAAAUUAAUGUCUUUUACUUAAAAAUCAUUUUAAAAAAUUACCUAUUAAAAAAAUUUGACAAACACAGACUAAAUUAGAAAACCCUAAAAUCAUUUUUCUAUGGGCAUUAAUUAUAAAAUAAUUUGUUAAGUCAAAUAACUUUUUUAUCCAAUUUACGUGAUUAAUCUUUGGUAAUUAAAUUAUAUUACAUUACAUACUUUUUUUCAAAAUGAAGUACAGACAUUUCUUCUAGAAACUUGAAAGUAUAUUCAUAAAUUUUUAGAGAUUUUUUUUAAACCAUUCUAAAUAGAUGAAAGUAGUCAGACGCAAGUUACCUGAGUUUGAAGGAAUAAGAUGCAGUUUUUCACAUUGUAUUGUAAGAGUUAAAAUUAAACACUUUUUUUAGUGUAACUCCAAACGUUUGUUGAGAGAGAUAGAUAGAAAAAGAGAGAGAGGUAUAUCGGAUGCGAAAGCAUUGAUAAUAUCUUCAUUAUUGCGAUGGAUCUCCGCGGCGAAAAUCCGACUGUAAUUGACGUACGUGUCACAUCCGCCGAAUUUCUAACAUUCCUGCGACAAGUAUCUCUCGUCACGACGCAUCACACUUUAUUUUCUUUUUGUAGUUGUACGAUAGCAUUACUCCUCGGCCGAUCAAGUGAUCAGCGGUUCUAACGGCAAGUCAUCAACCAAAUAACACUCGUACUCUAAGUAAAUAAUUAUCGCGCAUCGUCACACACGAACUGUAAUUGCGAAUCCGUAUAAUGUUAUAUUUCUUAUUAUAAUUGCCAAUUACACUCGUCUCAUUCGAGAUUUUCAUACAAAUCUACCCGGAUAAUUUAUUGAUCGUUGAUUUCCUUGGUGCCUUCAUUAUUUAUACGUGUGUACAUAUCAUCGACUAAUAGCCGAUAAUUUUGUGUACAUGUAUCUAUUUAAAUUAUACAUUCGACCGAAUUUCAUAAAA
Molecule: messenger RNA, 12770 nt
Organism: Solenopsis invicta (red fire ant)
Lineage: Eukaryota; Metazoa; Arthropoda; Insecta; Hymenoptera; Formicidae
Exons: 14
Coding region: 5753-9160 (1135 amino acids)
Biological process (GO): signaling
Cellular component (GO): glutamatergic synapse; postsynaptic specialization
Molecular function (GO): molecular adaptor activity
Source: RefSeq, a predicted model, not a curated record